Molecule: messenger RNA, 887 nt
Organism: Oryza brachyantha (malo sina)
Lineage: Eukaryota; Viridiplantae; Streptophyta; Magnoliopsida; Poales; Poaceae
Product: RING-H2 finger protein ATL79-like
Exons: 1
Coding region: 24-593 (189 amino acids)
Source: RefSeq, a predicted model, not a curated record
UGCAGCCGUGCCACGCCCCGGCCAUGGCGCGCCGGGCCAACCACACCGCCUUGCCAUCCGUGAACGCCACCGCGGCGGCGGCGGCGGCCAUGAUCACCUCCUCCCCGUCCCCGCCGAGGCCGCCGCUCCCCACCCCCGCCAACGCCGGCGCGUGGGGCCCCUACGCCAGCUCCCGGGCGUUCUUCUCCAACGUGGCCACCAUCCUCAUCAUCCUCGCCUGCGUCUCCCUCCUCGCCUUCUUCCUCCACGCCGCCGCGCGGUGCCUCGUCCGCUGCCUCGGCCGGCGCCGCGACGCCGGGUCUCUCGAGAUUCAGGCUCAGGCCCAGCCGCCGAAGCCCGCGUCCGACCACGGCGCCGCGUCCGCUAGCUCCGAGGCGGCCGGCGCCGCGUCCGGGGUCCCGAUGGUCGGCGGGUGGGCCGAGGCGGAGUGCGCCAUCUGCCUGUCUGAGAUGGCGGACGGCGGCGAGCGUGUCCGCGUUCUCCCGGCGUGCGGGCACGGCUUCCACGGCGCCUGCGUGGAGGGCUGGCUCGCGGCGCGCGCGUCCUGCCCCACCUGCCGCGCGCCGUCGCGGGCGGGCGGGCCCGAGCCCUAGCCCGCCAACCAACCACAGGUCGUGCUGCUCCCUCCUCUUCCCUGCCUCUCCUUCAGCUCGCCGCCACCUCCGGCCUCUGCCCGUGGCGCAGACACGAAGUGACAACAAGUACAUUAUGUUGCUGAAGCUACUUCACAUUUUACCUAUGUUGAUGUUCAUCGAGUACAAAGAAGUACCACUGCUAUCCACUCCUAUCCUUCCAUGGUUCGUGAAUCGUGACAAAUCGAUCGACAGUAGCGACCGACCUGCUCGUCCAUUUGGAUUAAAACGAAUCCUCUCCCGUUUUCGUCUCAA